This is a messenger RNA of Microplitis mediator, 3366 nucleotides long. Its product is annotated as valacyclovir hydrolase-like. Bases 13 to 900 code for a protein of 295 amino acids. The record is from RefSeq and is a predicted model, not a curated record. The transcript is spliced from 5 exons. Lineage: Eukaryota; Metazoa; Arthropoda; Insecta; Hymenoptera; Braconidae.
AAGGCAGCAAUAAUGUUACUCAAAACAUUAGCAAAAUUUUUUACAAACAAUGCUACUGGUUUACAUCAAACAAUUAAUUUUAAAAGGAUUCAUUUUGGUACACGAAAAUUAUCUACUAGUAAUAAUACAUUCGAGGAAAAGAAAAUAAAUGUAAAAGGUGUUGAUAUUAAUUAUGUUAAAACUGGUACUGGAAAACAUACUGUCUUUUUAUUCACAAGUACAUUAGGAAGUAUAUGGACAGACUUCAAACCACAAAUUGAAGGCUUGGAUAAAAUGAAAUUCACAGUUGUCGGGUGGGAUCCACCGGGUUAUGGAAAAUCUCGUCCGCCGGAGAGAGAUUUUUCAGCGGAUUGUUUUGCACGUGAUGCUGAAUAUGCUUAUGAAUUAAUGAAUACUUUGGGCAUCCAAAAAUUUUCUCUUGUAGGUUGGAGUGGCGGUGGCGUUACUGCGAUACAUUUUGCUGCUAAUUAUCCUCACUGUGUUGAUAAACUCGUUGUUAUAAGUUGUGGUACACAUUUAUCUUCUAAAGAAAUGGAUACUUACAAAAGUAUGAGAGAUAUAAGUAAAUGGUCUGACAAAAUGAAAGGACCUUUAGUUGCUAUUUAUGGUGAAGAGAAAUUGCAUAAAAUGUGGAACUCAUGGGCGGACUUAAUGAAUGAAAUUUUUGAACAUAAAAAAGGUGAUAUUGCUCGAGCGGAAGCCACCAAAGUUAAAUGUCCUACAUUAAUUGUACACGGUAAUAAAGAUAUUGUUGUCUUUCCAAAUCAAGCUGCCAUCCUAAACAGUAGUAUUCGUAAUUCAAGAGUAAAAAUAUUCGAAGAAGGAGGGCACAAUGUUCAUCUGAGAUUUCCUGACGAAUUCAAUAAUGCAGUGACAGAAUUUUUAUUAGAAGAAAACUGAAACAUUUUUAAAAAUAAUCUAUUACACGGAAAGAAAAUUAUGGAAACUGUUCCCAUAAUUUUGUGAAAUUUUUUCCUAUAUCAUCAUAGGAAUUACAACCAUAAAUUAUGGGAGCAGUUCCCAUAAUUAUAGGAAUAGUUCCUAUAAUUAUGGAAAUGAUACCCGUAACGUUAUGAGAAUGGUUCCUCUAAUUAUAGGAAUGGUUCCUACAAUUUAUAGGAAUACUUUCUAUAAUAUUAUGGGAAUCAUUCCUAUAAUAUAUAGGAACUAUUCCCAUAAUAUUAUAGAAAUAGUUCCCAUACCAUUAUAGAAACCAUUCAUAUAAUAUUAUGGGAAUGGUUCCCAUACUAUCAUGAAAAAAUUAAUUUAAAGAAAAGUGUGGCAAUCACUUUUACAAUACACAGAAAUUUGAUUAAGUAUAGAAACAAAAAUUCAAACAUUGAGACAAAAAUCCAUAUUUAGCAAAAAUAUUAAAAUUUUUAACAAAAAAAUUUUUUUUAACAAAUUUAGCGUCGAAGAAGCUUCAUUUGGAUCUCUCCAUAUUAUUCGGGAAAUUUCUACACUGUUUUGCAAAAAAAAAAAUUUUUAUGAUAUUAUUGGAGUGGUUCCCAUAACAUAAUGGGAAUAGUUCCCACACCAUUAUGGGAAUAGUUCCCAUAAAAUUAUAGGAAUAGUUCCCACACCAUUAUGGGAAUAGUUCCCAUAAUAUUAUGGGAAUGGUUCCCAUAUUGGUAUAGGAUCUAUUCCCAUACCAUUAUGGGAAUGGUUCCCAUAAUGGUAUGGGAACUAUUCUCAUACUAUCAUGGGAGCUAUUCCCAUAAAUUAUAGGAACGAUCCCUAUAAUAGUAUAGGUACUAUUUCCAUACCAUUAUGGGAACCAUUCCCAUAAUGCAUAGCAAAACUUCCCAUAAUUUUCUUUCCGUGUACUUUAAACAAAUAAUGUAACUAUAAAGUAUUUUUGUAAAAAUCAUUUUAUUGUGAAAAAUUUUUUGUUAUUAUCACGACAGCAAUAUCACUGUCCUGAUAUUAUUUAAAUAAAUUAUUCACUGAUAAUAUGAACUAGAAUUAACUAAAAAAAAGAUAAUUAAAUUAUAAACCACGUAUUUGUUAAUGAAAUUUAAAUGUCGACGUUCUAAUUAGCAAAUUGUCUAACUUAAUAUUAAUUAGUCGGUGGUUUGUGCAAUUUUCAUGUUCCUGAAGAUCGGAACGUUUUUCGCGCAACUAAAAUGAAAAAAUUUAUGAAAUUCUACUGCUUAAGGGUGACGUGAAUGGUAAUUGGGGGUGGCUACAAUUUUCGGCUAACAUACUAGUGCCUAGCGAAACAUUUCAGAAAUCUAGAUUCAGUAGAUUUUUUACUUUUCAUUUUGUUUUUUUAUUUUCAUGCCGCAAAAAAUGUUCCGAUCUUCAGGUACAUCAAUUUUCAGAUACUAAUAGCCAGAAAAAAUAUUAUUUGAGUAACCUAGAUAAAAAUAUUAUACAUAUAUUAGAUAUGGAAUUGAUUUUAGAUAAAAAACCAUUUUAAUUACUUUUUUUUCGCAUAAAUAAAGGUUUUUCUGAAAUGCAGAGACAAUUUGCUAAUUAGAACGUCGAUGCGUCGUUUGACGUCGGCUAGUUUUUUAAGAAUUAAAAAAUAUAAGAAAAUAAAAAAUAAAACAAAUAUAUAGACCGUUACUUAGGCGUUUUAUUUCUACUAAUUUUUCGUUCUUGAAAAAUAUUAAGAAAAAAGAUUUUUCUAAAUUACGGACUAGUAUUUAAAGUUAUUCAUGACAAUAAAGCAGUAGAAUUUUUUAAAUUUUAAUAAUAGUAAUAGCAAAAGCACCUUAACUUAAACAGACUAAUGAUAUAUAUUAUACCUGCAAAAACUUUAUACUUGUGAAUGCUUCAUUGCAUUUUAUAAGUCAUAAUACUAAAGUACUCAGAUACAAGUCACACCCUUCCGUUUAUUUUUACUCCGUAAAGUUUUUUAUUUAAAAAUCUUAUUCCACAUUUUACUCCUACUCAAAUAACUAUUUUUUAUUCACUCAAAUUUAUAGAAAUACUGUUAAUUAAAUCGUUGCCUCAAUUCUCGAACUGUGUGAGUACUCAUAAAAUGCUCACAAAAAACCUCGACGAUGCGGUAGAAUGAAUUUGCGUUCAAUGAGCCCAAGACAGGGUUGGGUGACCAGAAAAAUCGAUUCAAUUGCCGAUAUCCUUCAAUGCAUAAAAUUCAUUUCCAAUAGUAAUUUAUAAAAAUUACUUUUACUUACUCAACAUAAUCCAAUAUUAUUAAUUUUAAAAAAUAUUUUAUUCGCGCACUGAAAGGUUUAAAAAUAAAAAUUUCAAUUACUUUUUUAAAAUUGUAAAUAAAUGCUGAGAAAUUCAAUGCGUUGUCUGAUGCAGUAGAAAGUGGAUUUUGUGCUACUUGUGAUCACUCCUUUUAUGUCAAGUGAGGUUGAAUCCCAAAUUUAUUUCCUUAUACAAAAUUUA